Molecule: messenger RNA, 831 nt
Organism: Rhinocladiella mackenziei CBS 650.93
Lineage: Eukaryota; Fungi; Ascomycota; Eurotiomycetes; Chaetothyriales; Herpotrichiellaceae
Exons: 1
Coding region: 1-831 (276 amino acids)
Source: RefSeq, a predicted model, not a curated record
AUGCCCUCUCCAAUCCCUCCGGAACUCCACCAUCGACCGGUCCUUCGACUCCAUUUGGACGAUGUUACUCACUCAGCCACUCAAAUUACUUGCGCGUCUCUGGAUGGGGGAUUGUACCUCGCACGAGCCAUUGAGCAUGUGGUGGCCAACCUAUAUACGCCGCAUGGCUUGAAAGAGAUCCCCAAAGUUAGGUCUGUGACGGUGGUGCUGAGGUCCAUGGGAGGCGUCGCGUACACGACCGGUUUACAAUUGGACGAUCUCCACAAAGAGAUCCAUCUUUCACUCGACUACGUGCAAGGUGUCCUCUCCAGAAAUUCACCGGGAGUGCGACAUGAGAUCGCUGGCGUCAUCACUCAUGAAAUGGUUCAUUGUUUCCAAAACAAUUGUCACGGUACAGCUCCAGGAGGCUUGAUUGAAGGAAUAGCAGACUUUGUACGGCUGAAGGCGGGACUUGCUCCACCACACUGGAAUCGAUCGCCUGAAAAUAGGGGUCGGAAAUGGGAUGAGGGUUACCAGAAGACUGCAUGGUUUUUGGAGUGGCUCGAGGAAAGGCGUGGUCCUGGCACGGUGAGUCGUAUGAAUGAAAUCAUGGGAGAGGAGAAGUAUGAUGAGAAGAAACUCUGGCAUGACGUUUUCGGAGAGUCGGUCGACAGGCUCUGGAAUAGGUACCGAAAGACUUGGGAGGCAGAUGAUCAAAUCGUUACCUGUGGCACCAGCAUGUCAAGAGAGCCCAGUAGUACUAGCUCGGAGGCCGAGAUGGUGGAUCUGAGCGAAGAGGAAAGGCAUGAGGCUACAAAAGAAGAAAGACAGCCCCAAAAAUUCGUUGCAUAG